Molecule: messenger RNA, 1314 nt
Organism: Aphidius gifuensis
Lineage: Eukaryota; Metazoa; Arthropoda; Insecta; Hymenoptera; Braconidae
Product: probable uridine nucleosidase 2
Exons: 4
Coding region: 108-1163 (351 amino acids)
Molecular function (GO): hydrolase activity, hydrolyzing N-glycosyl compounds
Source: RefSeq, a predicted model, not a curated record
ACACACGUGACACGUUGCUCAUUUUAAGGUCAUUCUCCUUAAUGAGUAGUCGAUAUAUUACUUCUCGUAAAAAAUUUUUGCUAUAAUUUUAUUUUAAAAAUAAAUAAAUGGAAUUUACCAAUAUAAAAAAUUUUUUUUUAUUUUUUUUUAUCAUUGGAUUGAUAGCAGUGACUGCUAUUUAUUGCUACAGUAAGCCAUCGGGACAUCAAGAAGAUGCAGAAUCAGAAAAAUUAUUAAUUGAUACUGAUGGUGGUCCAGACGAUGCAGUUGCAAUAUUACUUGCAAUAUCUUCAUUUAUUUCUCGCAAUAAUAAUACAAAAAAAUUUGAUAUUGUUGGGAUAACAUGUACAUAUGGAAACGCAUAUUUAAAAGAUGUUGAAAAAAAUGUACUAAAAACCUUGACAAUUGCCAAUGUAACAAAUAUACCUGUAUAUUCUGGUGCUGAAAAACCUUUGAAGAAUAAUUUUACUCUUGAAAAUUAUUUCGGAGCAGAUGGAUUUGGUGAUUUUGUAUUUGAUAAAAAUAUAACAAUUAAUAUUGACAGGUCAAAAAAUGCAACAACGGCCUUGAUUGAUUUGGCUAAAAUUCAUUCAAAAAAAUUAACAAUAUUAGCACUUGGACCAUUGACAAACAUUGCCGAGGCAAUUAAAUUGGAUCCAAAUUUUGUUGGCAAUGUUAAUAAAUUUUACAUAAUGGGUGGAAGUAUAUCUGGUGGAGGAAAUAUGGGUCCAAAUCUUGAAUUUAAUUUUAUGCUUGAUCCUGAAAGUAAUAAAAUUGUUUUGGAUUCAUUAAAUGGUGAAUCAAGCUAUUUAAUUCCUUGGGAACCAUUAUCCCAAACAAAUAUAUCAACAGAAUGGAAACAAACAGCAAUUGAUAAAAUGAAUACAACAACAACUGAAUUUUUAAGACUUGCUUUUGCUAAAACUCCAAAAAAUCCUUUGUGGAUUCCAGCUGAUGCUUUAGCAGUUGCUGUUAUCAUGUGGAAAACUGAAAAUUUUAUUGAAAAAAAACAAGCAAUUGUUAAUUCAAUUAUUGAUAAACCCCAUUAUGGUGAAAUUAGUGUUAAUUAUACAACAAAAGUAGGAAACAUUGCUAUUGUUACAAAAAUUAAUGCUGAUGAAUUUAAAAAAUUAUUAAUCGAAAAAUUAUCAUUGUUUAAAUAAUAAAAUAUACACAUUUUUUCUACAUUAUAUUUAAAUUGUAAUUAACAGAAAAAAAAUUUCAAUAACAAGUUCAAUUUUUUAUUUUUUUUUUAAUUAUUAAACUGUAUUUAUUAAAAAUAAAAAAAUAAAAAUUUAUAUUCAAAUUAAUUAU